Molecule: messenger RNA, 2235 nt
Organism: Tinamus guttatus (white-throated tinamou)
Lineage: Eukaryota; Metazoa; Chordata; Aves; Tinamiformes; Tinamidae
Source: RefSeq, a predicted model, not a curated record
AUGCAUUUCUGGAAGAAAAGGAUGAAAAUCUUAAGUCUGACAGAGCAGAGCUUCCGUCAGAGAAGCUACAGUACCCUGCCAGAAGAUGUUAAGUCUCUACGUUCUGUGGUUAACCCUGAUAUAUCCAGAAUCCGUAACAUUGGCAUCAUGGCCCACAUUGAUGCAGGGAAAACUACAACGACGGAGAGAAUGCUGUAUUAUUCUGGAUACAUAAGAACACUUGGAGAUGUUGAUGAUGGGGAUACAGUGACAGAUUUCAUGGUACAGGAGCGGGAGCGCGGUAUUACCAUUCAGUCUGCUGCUGUUACUUUUGACUGGAAGGACUAUAGAAUCAACCUGAUUGACACCCCAGGACAUGUGGACUUCACAGUGGAAGUUGAGCGUUGCUUGAGAGUCCUGGAUGGAGCCGUAGCAGUGUUUGAUGCUUCAGCUGGUGUUGAGGCCCAAACUCUGACAGUGUGGAGACAAGCAGACAAGCAUCGGAUACCACGAAUUUGCUUUUUAAACAAGAUGGACAAAAAUGGGGCAAGUUUUACAAACGCUGUUGAGAGCAUCAAACAAAAGUUGAAGACAAAACCUUUGCUUUUGCAGUUGCCCAUAGGGGAGGCAAAAACCUUCAGAGGACUGGUUGAUGUUCUGACUAAGGAACGAAUUAUUUGGAAAUCCGGCUUGGAUGAUGGAAAAAAUUUUGAGCAAAAGCCAUUGCUGGAGGCUGAUGAUCCAAACUUGUUCCAUGAAGUCCAGGAUGCCAGAAAUGCCUUAAUAGAACAAGUUGCAGAUCUGGAUGAUGAAUUUGCUGAAUUGGUUCUAGGAGAAUAUAGUGAAAAUUUUGACCUGCUGCCAGCUGACAAGCUGCAGGCUGCGGUGCGCAGGGUGACGCUGGCUCGGGCGGCGGUGCCCGUGCUCUGCGGCAGCGCCCUGCGGAACAAGGGGGUGCAGCCCCUGCUCGACGCCGUCGCUGCCUACCUGCCCGCGCCCAGCGAGCGCCCCGACGGCUUCCCAAAGUGGUACAACGAUGACCUGUGUGCCCUUGCGUUUAAAGUUCUCCAUGAUAAACGUCGUGGGCCGCUAGUUUUCAUUCGUAUUUAUUCAGGUGCAAUGAAGCCUCAGUCAGCUGUGUAUAACAUUAACAAAAGUUGCACAGAGCGAAUGAGCCGGCUGCUCCUGCCUUUUGCUGAUCAGCAAGUUGAAAUACCCUCUCUCAUGGCUGGCAACAUUGCCCUUACAGUUGGGUUAAAACAGAGCGCCACUGGAGAUACCAUAGUGUCCUCGAAGGCCUCGGCCGAGGCGGCAGCGCGCCGGGCCGGGAGGGAAGCGGGGAGCCUUCUGCUGGCCGGCGUCGACGUCCCCGAGCCCGUCUUCUUCUGCACCAUCGAGCCGCCCUCCGCGGCCAAGCAGCAAGACUUGGAUAACGCGCUGAACUGCCUUCAACGUGAAGAUCCAAGCUUAAAAGUGAAGCUGGAUCCUGACACAGGACAAACUGUUCUGUGCGGCAUGGGAGAGCUACACAUAGAGAUUAUUCAUGACCGAAUCAAACGGGAAUAUGGAAUUGACACUUAUUUGGGACCUCUUCAAAUAGCAUACAGAGAAACCAUCCUAAAUGCUGCCCAGGCUGCAGAUACUUUGGACAAAACAGUCGGAGAUAAGCGGCACUGCGUGAGCGUGGAGCUGGAGCAGAGGCCGGGGCGCGCGGGGGAGCAAGUGGCAGGGGCCCCAGUCAUCAAGUUCGCGGCAGACGUUGCUGAGCUGCUCCUCAUGGCCCUGCAAGGCACAGUGGAAAACGGCAUCGCUAAUUCCUGCAUCCAAGGACCCUUGCUGGGAUUCCCAGUUCAGGAUAUAGAAGUGACCGUGCAGUCACUGACAGUGCAUCCUGACACCUCCCAUACAAUGAUAUCAGCUUGUGUUUCCCGUUGUAUGCAAAAGGCUUUGAAAAAAGCCAGCAUACAAAUACUGGAGCCUCUGAUGAACCUAGAAAUCACCGUGAGUGAAGAUCAUCUCAGCGCAGCCCUUGCUGACCUCGCGCAGCGGAGAGGCAGCAUUCAGGAAAUCCAGAGUCGUCAAGAUAACAGAGUUGUAGUUGCUGCUAUUCCUCUAGCAGAAACAAUGGGCUACUCAACGGUUCUGCGUUCCCUAACAUCCGGCUCAGCAACCUUCACUUUGGAGCUGGCCAGCUAUCAAGCCCUGAACAGCCAUGAGCAAAGAGUGCUUCUCCAGAGGACGAGAGGGCUGGUAUGA